Molecule: messenger RNA, 2347 nt
Organism: Salvia miltiorrhiza (redroot sage)
Lineage: Eukaryota; Viridiplantae; Streptophyta; Magnoliopsida; Lamiales; Lamiaceae
Exons: 2
Coding region: 1639-2052 (137 amino acids)
Molecular function (GO): zinc ion binding; nucleic acid binding
Source: RefSeq, a predicted model, not a curated record
UUAUACAACAACCCUCAGCUCGUCGUCACACUGCCCUCAACCAAGGUAUGUUAAUCAAGUUUUCAAAAUGUUUACUAAAAUGCAUGCACCAAAUGAAUAUGUUAUAGAACAUGUUAAGAUUGAAUAUGCAUUGAGAUGGAACAUGCAUUAUGAUUGAACAUGCAUUGAGAUGAACAUGUAUUGAGACUGAACAUGCACAGAGACGGGACACGCAUUGAGAUUGAACAAGCACUGAGACAAAACAUGCAUUGAGACGGAACAUGUAUUGAGACUGAACAUGCAUUGAAACAUAGCAUGUAUUGAAACUAUAGACGCAUUGAGGCUGAACAUGCAUUGAGACAGAAUAUACGAAUUGAGACUGAACACGCAAUAAGAAUGGAUGUGGUUUGAGAUUGAAUGCAUUGAUAUGAAUUUUGACUGAACAUACACUGAAGCGGAUCAUGUAUGGAGACGUCCGUACACUGAAACGCAACAUGUAUGGAACCUUAACAUUUAUUGAGACAAGACAUGCAUAUGAUCAUGAAUUUGAGAUUGAAAUAUUUUAUCAUACAAAAGUAUGUGCCCGACUUAUUUUGAAAUGAGGAAAUGUUGCAUAAAUGAUUAAUAUGCAAUUUAUUACCAUGAGAUGAUUCAACCAUUGCAUGUUAUUACAUGUGAACCUAGAAAGGAUAUGAUGACAGACUAUAGUCGCUUAGUGAACUGAUGAAGGAUGUCUUUAGAUUUCUAUUUUUUAUGACCAACGGAUUUUAGAAGACAUGAACAGAUUAAGAAUAGAAAGGACUAUACAAUGAAAGCACUGAACAUAGAAUGACAGAACAUAGAAAGUAUAGAACGGUAGAAGCGUAGAACAUAGAAGAAUAAGGCAUAGAAAGUCGGAAUACAAAAAUUAGAAUAUCAAAGCACGAUACAUGAAAGGAUGACUUGUAGACAGCCAACGAUCGUUUCAGACAAUAGAAGGAUCCUUAUGUCACCAGUAUCACAGUUUUUUUUAUUAGAAAGAAUGAAGAAGGAGUCCAACAUUAUUAAUUGAAUGCAGAAUGGCUGGAGAAAGAGGAAGAGGGCCUAACCCUGAAGAACAUGUGCCACGAAUUAUACCAGAGCGUAGUGUGGAAGAAAGAUUUCGCAAGCAUAAUCCACCAACUUUUGAUGGCCUCGGUGAUCCUCUGGAUACCGAGAGAUGGGUAAGAGCUACUGAAAGGAUACUCAACCAUGUUGGCUGUGGGGAUAGGGAGAAACUAACAUGCGCAAUUUUCCAACUUGUUGAUGAGGCUGAAUUCUGGUGGGAAUCGGUGCGACGAACCUUGACCCCUGAGCAAUGGGAGGCGUAUACGUGGAACGAUUUUAAGGAAAGAUUGUAUGAAAAGUAUAUCCCUGGAUGCUAUAGGAAGAAGAAACAGGAUGAGUUUUGGAAUUUAAGACAGGGAAAUAUGACAGUCACUGAGUACGACCGAAUGUUUAACCAGCUUUCGCGAUAUGCUCCACAUCUAGUUGACACAGACGAGAAAUGUGCAGAAAAGUUUCGACAAGGUCUGCGGCUUGAGAUAGCCGUUCCACUAGCAAGUCAAGGAGCAUUAACAUAUGCUCAAUCUUUGAGCAGGGCCCUAAACAUCGAAGCAAUACUACCAAAGGAAAAAGAGAAUGUGUCAGCACAAGCACCGACCCAAAACUAUGAAAAAAAUGAAACGUAAAUGGGAAGGCGGAAAUGAUGGGAACCCAGGAAAAAUGAAGCAACCAUGGAGAGGAACUCAGCAGCAACAAGGACAUACUGAAGGAAAGCCUUUAUGCCCAACAUGUCAGAAAAAUCACUAUGGUGAAUGUAAGAUAGGCUCCAACCACUGCUUUAGGUGCAAGCAACCAGGGCAUUUCGCCAGAGACUGCCCAAAUAAUAACGGGAACAUGAGAAUUCCACAACCUCAGAACCUUGCCCCUCAUAGACCAAAUCAAGUACCAAUUGGUAAUGAACGACCAAAUCAGAGACAACCUGCACGUGCUAGGGCUUAUGCUCUUAACCAGCAGCAAGCGGCUCAAGCACCUGAAGAUUUAGAAGGUUGAGCGGCAGAUGGUGACGUGCGAAGCUGAGGGAGGGUGUUGCUGUAAUUCCAAAUGAAUGUCAAGAAUAAUUUCCGCUGCCAUAGUAUUCUCUAAGAUGAAUAAUAUUUGGGAUUGGAUAUUUUAAUAUUCAUAGCCUAUUUAAUAUGAACUCGUAUUGUCAUCGCUUUCCUAGCGAUUAUUCCUCGCAUAUAAUAUUUGCUCAGUAUUAAAUGUUAUCUUUUUGUCUCAGACCUCCGAACUUUUGAUCCUGGUUGGGAGAAUUUUUAUCUAAGUUUUCGUAUUUAUUAUCCUUCAA